AUGAUAGACAUCAUUCUGAAGAUGCUGCUAGGGAAGUACUUUGAACCAUGCGACAAGAAUUUCCUAACCAUGAAUAUGAAUGCAGGAAUUGAAAUAAGAAACAUCAUAAUAAAGAACGACGAAAUUAAUCACUUUUUAAAGAGUAAAAACAUAGACGUAGAAAUAGUGUACUUAAAAAUUGAAAGAAUCUAUAUCAGUUUCGUAACUCUGUCAGGCAUGCUAACUCUCAAAUUGCACGGUGUGGAUUUAAGACUGAAGCCACACAUACAUAGGAACGCCUCCAAGGGAAUUAAAAAUAAGUUGAUGAAUCUGUUAAGACGGAAAGUGGAACUUCUUUCUCCACUCAAGACGGGGCAUGUCAAUCUCGAAAAAAACCAAGGAACAAACAAAAUCCUCUGCUGCUGCUGCGAAAGCUACCAAGAUGUGCAGGACAGUCUCUGCUGCUACAACAACGUCAGCAAAAUUAAAACUUAUAUAUGUAAAGAUUGCUCUGUUUUGAAGGACCAAGAUGAUGAGGUACAUUUGACAUUUAUUAAAAAGAAAGUCGCUUUAGAGAAAGCGCAUCGGCAUGCUUUCGGUGAAGCAAGCAGAAGUGUCUUCAUCACGUCCAACUGUGUCCCCACUGCUGCUACUUCUGCUGUGGGGCCGUUACUAUACAAAAGUGUGAUGGGGAGAAACCACACGAUGAGUAGUAUGCAAGCCGAACCGGCGGACCAUGUCUUUGCUAAAGAACUCAUGGAGAAGCAAACCUCCAGGGAUCGUUCCCCCUAUUGGGGAAAUUUAAGUUAUAUCAACAAAGCCCGCGUGGCGCACAACACAAGUGCAACAUACGCACUUAAUAGAGUGAACAACCCCCCUCCAUAUUAUUCUGCUCAAAUGGGAAAAAAUGAUCAAGUCCACGUGAGUGCUUCAAAUGGGACGCAACAUCAUCGCAGUGCUUGUAAGCAGCAUUUGAGGUGUAACCAUUCGGAUGGUAAGCAGCUGCGGCAGGGUGUGCAUGAGAACAUAGGAAUGUAUGCUACUAGAGAACUGUUCAAUGGCAUGAAGAAUCACCAGGACAAGCACCCUCCGCGUGGCAACUUUGACGACUUAUGUAACACCCAUUCAAAAUUAAAGGGAAAAGAAAGUCUGAGCAAAUUUCACAUAUAUGACGACAAAAUGGGGGAUGACGUUCACCAGAGAAGCAGCAAAUUAACUGAUUAUGCAGGGGUAGAUUCUCGGGAGAACGACCCCCGCGGGAGUUACCAUAAUGGAGGUGUGCCUUGCAGAUGCCAUCCACUAAGUAACAAAUGCAUGAGCAUGCUAUACUCAUACAACGGGACAAGUAGCAACAAUUGUAUGAGGAUAAAAAUCGACCACGUUUUUAACGCAAAAUUGUGA
Messenger RNA from Plasmodium coatneyi, 1380 nucleotides. RefSeq lists its product as uncharacterized. NCBI's taxonomy places the organism in Eukaryota, Apicomplexa, Aconoidasida, Haemosporida, Plasmodiidae. Bases 1 to 1380 code for a protein of 459 amino acids. The transcript is spliced from 6 exons. The record is from RefSeq and is a predicted model, not a curated record.